This is a messenger RNA of Raphanus sativus (radish), 12020 nucleotides long. Its product is annotated as EMBRYO SURROUNDING FACTOR 1-like protein 8. The transcript is spliced from 5 exons. Lineage: Eukaryota; Viridiplantae; Streptophyta; Magnoliopsida; Brassicales; Brassicaceae. The coding region runs from base 11597 to 11827 and encodes 76 amino acids. The record is from RefSeq and is a predicted model, not a curated record.
AUGAACUCGAACUAAAAAUAAUUUAUCAUUCAUUUAUUACUAAAAAUAUGCUUAAUAAUAUGUCAUUGCUAAGUUAACCAUCAACUCCUACAAAAUCGGAACUCUUAACAAACUAAUAUUUGAUUCGUUAUUUUAUUUAUUAAAAUAUAAAUCAAGACUUAUUUCAAGUGUGAUAUUUUUAUUUGUACCAUCAUUAAUUUUUUUAUUAAAUGUAUUUCCUUAGUACUAAUAUAAUGUAAUAUAAUAAAAAUGGAAGUUGAAAUAUAUUGCGGCAUCAAUAUAAGUGGAAGUUGUUGUCUAAAAAUAAAAUGAAAGAUUAGUGUCAAAAACUCUGUUUACUAAAAUAUAAAAAUCAAACCAAGAAAAAAGUACAAACUUUUACUCUUGAGAAAUAAGAACAUGUUUUUAUUAAUACUUUUUCAAGUGUUAAAUGCAACAAAAGGAUACAGCAUCGGCUCUGAAUCAUACAUGAUGAAACAUUUAAUACAGAUUCCCAUAAAUCAAAAGUUAACAUUAUAAGGCCGACACUGGUUGGUUGCUUUAGAUCAACCGCGAGCGGGUUUGGUCUGUGGCCAUUGUCCGCAGUCGAGCACAAUUGAUCCAACUACACUGCCUGGAAUCCUCGGACAGCUCUCGUCUAUGGUCGUAGUACAUAGUACGGCCCUUGUUAAACUCGAACUCACUGCCCGGAAUCCGCAGACAAGUCUAGUCCGCGGUCGGUGUCUGCGUCCAUUUCAAACCCGACCACACUGCCCUCAUUCCACAGACUGUUUUCGUCCACAAUUUUAGUCUGCGGUAUGCCGUUUCUUUGGCUCACCCAAAGCUCAAUCUUCACUUUUUGACCCAAGAUAGCUCCAAACACCUCCAAAACUCCAAAGGGAUACUCCAACACCUGGUACGGACAUAUGUAUGGAAAUGCAUCCUAAUGAUAACUAAAUGUUAAUCUAAAUUACCAAUGCACAAUAAUGGGUGUUCAAUUCAAUGAAAACACAAGAUUCAACUCCCCAAAACUUGUCAUUUACUUGUACACAAGUAAAUUUUCAAAAACAAGGUGAGGAAGAAGUGUGAAGGUGGGAGCUCAUUUCCAAAAGAUACUUUUCAAAGCCAUCAAUGUUAUAUCCUUAAAAAAUCAAAUUAAAUAGCAAGAUCAAGAAAUAUCAUCAAACUCUAAAUACUCUAGGCCUAUCUCAACUUAUCAUCAAGAUUACACAAAUAAGUCUAAUCAACCAACCAUCAAAUUCAUUAAACAAUAAUUAUAAUCUAUUAUUUUUCAGAUUUUUGAGUUCACUCUUUUCACUUACUAUUUCUCUCAACCCUCAAAAAUCAAACACAGCUAGACAAUCAUGAGAUCCUAAAGUUAGCAAGUAACAAGGACCAACCAUUUUCCUUCUCAAUACUCUCAGCAUUAUACACAUCUUAAGCUUUUAGAAAAGACGUCACUCAUCAAAUUAAUAAUGGCUUGAAAGGAAGGUAGGGUUAAAGGCAUGGGGAAACCUUCCAAAUGAGAGAUGACCACUUGAACUGCCAAAGAUUGGUGAAAAAGGGUAAGACCAACUCAAGUGUGUGCGAGUAACAAUGAACAAGCACAACAAGUUCCCAUAAGCAAAUAGAUUAGGUUCAUUAACUCAAUUAUGAUUGGAGUUGGUUUUAAGGACAAGCAAGUUUCAUCAAUCAAACCAGUUUCAAGAGGAGUUUUAAGGCUCAAAGUUUACAACUGAUCAAGAAGAUGCCCAAGCUACUUAUUAUGAUUGAGAAAGGUAUCAUAUUGAGUUCUUUACAAGGGGGGGGGGGGAACUGAAUUUCGCACUAUCGAUUUUACUAAAUGGAGGAAAACCAAGAUUCUCGGUUUUACUUGAGGAUCUGGAUUCUCUGCGAAGGCCAACGACAAAUGAUCAAAUAAAUGCAAAAAUAUAAAAAGACAACAAAACAAAUUUGUAAAAAGGUUGAUCUUUAUUUCGAAUCAGCGUAAAAGCGUAGCGAGACUACAGCCUUUUAUAAAAGCAUUGGCCGCAAGAUCUGUCGGCGAGUUCCCUAGUUCUAUCCAUCUAAAACCUUUAACCUAAUUGAGUCUCAGCUCGAUAACAAAAUAUGAAAAAGAUACGAAAAUAUUUUGUUGAUUUUGGACUGAACCUUAUGAAAGGCUGCCUACUUACCCCUUUCGAGAAUCAAGCUGAACACAUUUCAAUUAAAGAGUGGAACAAGAGAUCGAACUGCAUGUGCGAGUUAGUCUAGUAUGAGUGCAAGUCGUAGAAACCGAAUUGUCGAGAAUAACACUACAAGAAAACACGUCUAUUGCAAGGGAAAUUUGCGAGUGAAAAUUUUCCAUGCAAAUCCGCAACAGGUUUGCAAGGGAAUUGCAAGAGAAAAUAAAAUCCUCACAAAUUUCUCGCAAAUUUGCAGGGGUUUUAUUUUCUUUUGCAACGGAUUUUCUUUUGCAACUCCGUUGCAAACCUAUCGAAAAUUUGCGAGGGAUUUGCAAGAACAUAUGUGAUAUUUAUAAACUUUAUCACAUGUCUCUCACAAAAUCAAAGAAAGUUAAUAAAUAAAAUAUUAAACUAAAAUAUUUAGUAUUUAACAAGUAUAUUGAUAAAUAUUUAUGGAAAAUUACAAUAUCAGUCAACUAAUAUUCACGGGAUUAAUAUUUCCCGAUACUUAAACUAUUAUUAGGAAGUACUAAACAUCAAGACUCUAAAAUUUAUACAAUAAAUACACGUCAAUAAAAUUUCUAAAAAAAUGAAACAAAUUUUCACUUUAAUUUUUUUUUCAAAAGACAAAAAUAAAUAUUAGUCCACAAGAAAUAUAACAAAAUCCCAAACGAAACCCUUAAUCAUUGCAUAGAACAUGCGUAGGUUCAACAGGCCACACAAACACUCGGUUGUCAAGAGAUGGGUGUUCUCUGAGAAGCCAUUAUUUGGCUGUUUACUGAAACAAGGAUUAAAGUAAGUGCAAGGAGGUUUUGAAUUCUGCUUUACCUGGUUGGAAUGUCAUCACAAAUUACGACUUUCAUCGUCUAGGGCGUAUUUGGUUCUGCUGGGACCGAGUGUGACUGUUACUCUGCUUCACAAGAGUGCUCAAAUCAUCUCUUGUGCUAUCCAAAUGGCUGUGGGUGAUCAGUUAAUCUGCUUUGCCAUCUAUGGCUCUAACUUCACGACCGCUAGAAGGCAGCUUUGGGAUGAUAUUAGAGCUACCCAGCAGGCCUAUAAGCAUACCUUGGAUCCUACUUGGGAAUUAUAACACCACUCUAUCCUCCACUGACCAUUAUCGUAUGCAUGAUUAUCUUGGUGAUCAAUAAGGAAUGUUGCAGUUUUAGGAACUGGUAGAAAAUUGUGCACUCACAGACCUUAUCUAUACUAGGGCUUUAUUCACUUGGUGGAAUAAGAGGGGUGCUGACCCCAUUGGCAAGAAAUUGGAUCGGGCUUUUAUAAAUGGGCACUGGCUUUGGGUUUAUCCUCAGUGUUUUGCUUGGUUUGAAACCGGCGGAGUCUCUGAUCAUGCUAUAUGUCUGGUGCGUUUAAAGCAACAAGUCGAAGGAAAGCACAAGCCUUUCAAGUUCUUCAACUACUUGACAGAACAUGGAGAGUUUCUAUCUACUAUCAAGAGUAAAUGGGAUGAGGCGGGUCCCAUAUUUCAUUCUAGAGUUGCUCUCACCAAGUUACAUCAGAAAUUGAAGUGCCUUAAGUUUGAUCUGCGGGAAUUGAACAUGAAUCUUUAUGGUGAUCUUCAUACUAGGACAAAGCAAGCUUUUGAGGAUCUCUGUAGUUGUCAGGUACAAGCUCUCUCAAAUCCCACUCCCAUUACCUUCCGAGCAGAGAAGGAAGCCUCCCAGUUAUGGAAUCAAUUAGAACUUAUUAAGGAGACGUUUCUCAUGCAGAAAUCGCGGAUCCAAUCACUCGCUCUUGGAGAUCAAAACACUACAUUGUAUCAUCAUGCUGUUCAGGACCAUGCAGCUAGAAACAACAUAAAUGUGCUAUAUACUGAAACCGGAGAAUGAAGCAGUAGAUUACUUCCAGAAAUUCCUUCAAGCAGAAUCUACCCAAAGUACCCCUAUCUCGACUGAGAAUCUUCAGUUCCUCCUGCACUUUCGUUGCUCGCCGCAAGACAAUGCUCAACUGGUCUCUCCUAUCACCCCUCAGAAAUUACGCAAGCUCUUAAGUCUCUCCCGAAUGGAAAGGUUCCAGGGCCAGAUGGAUAUACAAAUGAGUUCUUCAUUGCGGCUUGGCCAGUUGUUGGAAAGGAGUUUGUUGUGAAGAUCCAAAUCCUUUUUCCUGUUCAGCUUUCUUCCUACUGGAGUUAACUCCACUAUUCUUGCUCUGAUCCCCAAGAAGACACCAGCUGAAACGAUGAAAGACUAUAGGCCAAUCUCCUGCUGCAACCUUCUCUACAAGGUAAUCUGGAAGAUACUUGCAAAUCGACUUAAGGUGUUCCUUCCUGUAGCCAUUGAGCCGAAUCAGAUCGCCUUUGUGGAAGGGAGAUUACUCCUUGAGAAUGUGUUGCUGGAAACAGAGCUUGUCAAAGGUUAUCAUCAGUCUAACAUCUCUGAUCGUGCUACCCUCAAGCUUGAUAUCUCAAAGGCUUUGGACACUGUUAAAUGGAGCUUUAUCACUUCGGUACUACAGGAAAUGGGGCUGCCUAGUCAAUUCAUCUGGUGGAUUUAUCUCUGCAUCUCCACAGCAUCCUUUUCAUUUGCGAUCAACGGAGAGCUUGAAGGUUUCUUCACUAGUGCUCGUGGAAUCAGACAAGGGUGCUCACUCUCCCCAUAUCUUUAUGUCAUUGUGAAUAAUGCCCUCUCAGGUAUGUUUAAUCAGGCUGCAGUAGAUGGUCAUUUCGGCUAUUACCUGCAGUGCCAGCAGGUUCAGCUCAAUCAUCUCAGCUUUGCUGAUGACAUUCUUAUCUUUACAGACGGCAGUGUAAAGUCACUUGAGGGGGUUCUAGAAGUUAUGCACCGCUUUGCAGGUUUAUCUGGCCUUCAGAUUAAUAUCUCCAAGUCAUUCAGUUUUGCUGCUGGAAGGAACCAGAAUUUAUUGACUCAUGCGGCGCAGGCUCAGGGUUUUUUAACAGGGACAUUCCCUGUAAGAUAUUUGGGCAUGCCUCUCACGACAAAGGCUUGGACCAAACUUGAAUAUGAACCUCUCAUUGACCAGAUCCGCAGCAUGCUCCUUUCUUAGACCCAUCGAGCUAUAGCUUUCGCUUGCCGGCUUCAGUUAAUAAAAUUGGUAAUCACAAGCACCAUUAACUUUUGGAGCUCAGCUUUCAUCUUGCCGCAGGGUUGCUUGAACACUAUUGCGAGUAUGUGCAGUGCCUUCUUAUGGUCUGGCUCGCCAACCAUUGCGCACAAGGCCAAAGUUGCAUGGAAAGAUCUUUUCAGCACCAAAGAGGAAGGUGGUUUAGGCACUCGGCGUCUCUGCGACACUUCAAGGGUUUUUCGGUUUAAACCUCAAUUGGAAAUUGUUUACACUUGAAGGAUGGAGAAGAAGGUGUGUUCUCUUUGUAUCAAUGUGUUCUCAUUUUCUAUCUCUUUGCCUCUCUAUCUCUGAAUCUGAUUUUGUCUGUUUUGGUAAAGGAAUGUGAAGGAUGGAGAACAAUCUUGAUGGUUGAGGAGACAAGGCCAGCCAUUGUAUCAGUGGUGGUGGUGCAGCGGUUGCAGUGGUGGUUGUUAGGGGAUUUUUGUGUAAGUCCUUUUUAGGGUACUAUGGAACGGAGUAUAAGCUAUAAGAUGCGAGUAGUUCGAAUGGAUUUGUGUAGAAUUUGUGUAGAAAAAUGAAUAACAAGACUUGAAGAUAUGUUUUUUUAGAUCCAAGAGCCGGAAUUACGAGGUUUAGAGUAAGAACCCUAGCUCUAGCCGUCUAAGUCUAAUCUCUAUGUCUUGGAGUAUGAAUGAGUUGAUCCCCCGCUUUAGGGUUUUGUUUCGCCUUAUAUAGCUGCUCCUUUGUAGGUCUGAGCAAGAGGAAUUCUUCCAUAUUCAGAAAUAUGGAGGAUUCUCCUAGUCGGAAGUUUUCCAUUUUCGGAGGGAGGAGUAGUUCCCGAGGGUAGUUCCUGGAGUAGUUCUGAAGCGUAAUUCCUGAGUUCCUUUCAGUGAGGACCUGGGGUACUUCGUAAGCGGGGACCCUGAGGUCUGGGUCCAGCUUGGAACCUAGAGAAAACUGAUACAAUAGUAUUUUUCCCCAACAAUUUGCCCCUUAUUACUUGAUUUCGUCGUCAAACUCGGGGAAUAACCUGUGCACUCAAGUCAACCGGAGUUGCUCAUUGUCAGCAGGCUUCCCCUGGGCAGGACCCUUAGUAGCUUCAUGUUUUAGCCGAGUCUUCUUUAGGACCGGAGUCUGAUGUGGAGUUUGUUUUCUUGAAGUAGUUUGGAGUUCCAAUAAUAUUCCUUAGGAUCUAUGCAGCUAGGGAAGAUCCAGAUUCAUGGUUCUCUGAUACUAGUUUUCUGGAACUCUGAUUCCGCAACUGGUUUCAGAGGGAAAUGAAUGAUUUUCUUGGGGUUCGCGUCCGUAGCUUUUUCGACGUGUGUCCCUCGCAUGGGAUCCCUUUCUGGCGCGUGGGAAUCCAAUUAGAGUUUUGUCUUCAAUUUCUCAGGCUGGCCGCCUAAUCGAUGCUUCACUUUCCUUUUCUCUCAAGAUCUUCGGCGAUUCUCUCCAAGCUUAAUUUCUCAUGGGUAAUUUUCUCACCUCUUCCUCUCUUUAUUUGAUUUCUCUUUGGUUCUGCUUUGUUGUCAAGGAUGAAGAUGAAACCAUAUCCAUCCCUAUACGCUUCCUCUAUAGGAGCUAGAGUCAGAUCAGGUAGAGAAAAGGGUGCACCCUGUUAUGGUAUUUUUGUGUAGGGUCGUUUUAGUAUUACGGAACACUAGAAGACUUUGAACAAAGACAAGAAAUCGAGGCUAGAAGAGAUGUUUAUUGAGUAUAUGAUUCGCAACUACAAUGUUUGGUGUAUAAAUCCUAGUUCUAGUCGCCUAAAAUCUAAUCUCUUAGCCUCUGAAAGUCGAUCCCUUGAUCUAGGGUUUGGGCUUCCCUUUUAUAGUUGAAGAUGUCGGCUUCAAGUAGGGUGAACUCUUCCAUAAUCGGAAAAUGAAAGUUUCCCCUUAGGCAGAAAACUUCUAUUUUGCUUCAUGGGUCGGCCCGAUUGAAAGGGUCGGACCAAUAGCAGGGGUUGGACCCUGAUCUCUUCUCAAGCAACGGUCUGGAAGUCGAGGGCCUAUCCGGAAGCUGGAGGAAACUAAUACUUAGAUAUUUUUCCCCAACAAUUUGUCCCUUAUUCCUUGAUUCUAUCGUUGAAAUCAAGGGAUAAUUUGUAUUUCUGGACCUUGCCUUGAUAGUUUUCUCCUAGGCUGGAGAUUGCUUUAGACGCCUUGAUUUUUCAUGCUGAUUUAGACCAAGGCCGUGUUGAUGGCUAGAGCAGAUGAUUACUUAAGGCUUGAAUUUUCUAAACCUCUCGGAAUAUUCGAAUUUUACCGCGGAUCAUCUUUAAUGGAAAAAGUGGAAAGGAAUGACCCCCUUUAAGAGCUUAAGGCGUGCGGGCCUUGCGCAUGAGAUCAUUUGAACGAAAUGGGCUUCGUGAUUAGGCCCAAUGACGGUUGAUUUUCCCCUUUUGGCGCUCAUUUCAUCGCGUGGCGAUCCCUCUGAGACACGUGAUCAUCACUUUAGGGUUUCUUCCCUCUCUCUCUCUUUCAUUUGAUCAAAAUCAAACCUCUUCCUUUCAUUUCUUCGCCAUUUCUUCUCAAGAUUCUCUCUGCGGCUUCCCUCUUUGGAGAUUCCUUCUCACUCUCAACAGGUAGCCGUCGUUUCUAUUCCUCUUUUCUUCUUUUGCCUUUGUUUAAUCGUUCCUAAUCAUGUCCGGUGAUUCCUCUAACAAAACCCUAGAUCCAUCCCCCGUAGGUAGUAGGAUUAAAUCUAGGACUUUAGACUCGAUGAGCUCCUCUUCCCUCUCCCCUGAUCGUGCGGCCGAAGCAAAGAGCCCUCGGCUCAACGAGAUCGAGAACAUCUCCUCCGAUGAUGAAGCCGAAGAAUCUCCGUUGUUGGGUCCAGUGUCUAGGAUCGGGAAAAGAGACGUCGAGGAGUGGAGGAGGAAGUACCAUCUUCAUCAAGAACUCUUCAUCCGGAUCCCGGGUCCUUCCGACAGGAUUUCGGAGUUGACGAAGUUCCGAUCUAUGAGGCGUAUUUCGAGUCAGGCUUCCAAGAUCGCAUCCUUUCACUGACUACUAAGCUCUCAGAGCAUUUUGGAGGGCUCUGAUAGCGACCAAAACCUAGGCGAUUUGGAGGGUUUAGUCUUAGGCGUGAACGAGGUUCUUUAUUCCUAUUACGUCGCCUCUCUGCCUGGAUUGAAAGGCAAGUAUUAUCUCCAUCCUCGCAGCGGCAAUGCUCUGGUUAGGUAGAUUGAGAAGGGUGUGAGGAAGCGUCAUCCGGUCUUUAGUGGUAGAUGGGCGGAGAAAUUUGCGUUUGUAACCUUCCCGGCUUCUCCCAUAUUUGGCACGUUGUGGACGUGCCUCGCUCACCCAUACCAGAAGGAAAGGAGGUUGCUGACCAGGUUCUCGGGCUCCUUAUGCAGCGUAGUCAGGUAACAUGUCAGGAUCGACAAGAGAACAAGCCUUAGAUGCCUUCACCAAAGCCGUAGAAAAGCUCUCAGCCAAGAAGCCUACUCCCAAGGCCACUGCUUUAGGCGAUGACGAGGUUCAAUUCCUCAGAAGUGGCAAGCGCAAGACGUCUGCCAGCUCAUCCCCUUCUGCUUCCAAGAAGAAAACUCGGGCUUCCGGAUCAACCCAAAGGUCUCUCUGCAGCCUCAUGUAGACUUGUCCAAGGUGCUGACUGAUCUCUCCUCUACAACUUUCCCGGGCAGCACAUGCUUCUUUCCUGCGGGGGACAUCCCGAAAUCCAUCGAGUCCAUCCAAUUCGAUCUCCUUCAGGCAAUGUCCCAGAUUCACCAUCUCGGGGACAUGGUGAAUGAGCAACCUUCCAAGAGAGAGGUGGAGAGUCUGACUGCUCGGCUUCGGGAGGAGAAAGACAAGGCUCUAGCUCUGGGGAAAGAGAUCACCAUCAUAGGCUGUCGAAUUUUCUUUGAAGCUCGGCCUCCUUUUGGGUUUUCGGUUGAUUGUUCUGCUCAUUCGCCGUCACCAUCACGUAGUUUGGAUUACCCCCCUCCUUCUAGCGCCAAACUGUUAGGGGAUUUUUGUGUAAGUCUUUUUAAGGUACUACGGAACGGAGGAUAAGCUAUAAGAUGUGAUUAGUUCGGAUGGAUUUGUAUAGAAUUUGUGUAGAAUAAUGAAUAACAAGACUUGAAGAGAUGUUUUAUUAGAUCCAAGAGCCGGAAAAACAAGGUUUAGAGUAAGAACCCUAGCUCUAGCCGUCUAAGUCUAAUCUCUAUGAGUUGGAAUAUGAAUGAGUCAAUCCCCUUCUUUAGGGUUUUGUUUCGCCUUAUAUAAUUACUCCUUUGUCGGUCUGAGCAAGAGGAAUUCUUCCAUAUUCGGAAAUAUGAAAGAUUCUCCUAGUCGGAAGUUUUCCAUUUCCCCGAGGGAGGAGUAGUUCCCGAGGGUAGUUCCUGGAGUAGUUCCGAAAGGUAGUUAAUGAGUUCCCGAGUUCCUUUCAGUGAGGACCCGGGGUACUUUGUAAGCGGGGAGCCGGAGGUCUGGGUCCUGCCUGGAAUCUGGAGGAAAAUGAUACCGGAGUAUUUUUCCUCAACAGUGGUGGUGAGGCGGAAGAGGCAAAGAGGCAGGUGGUUAACUUUUAGGUUAAUAGUUUUUUUAUUAGGUUUUGAUUAAGUUUAGUUAGGUUUAUGUACCAGUUUCAAUAGUUGUCGUUUCUGUUUUGUACUUUUGGUAUUUUUAAAAAUAUUUUUCAAAAGAUUUGCGAGGGAAUUUUUGUUUGUUGCAAAUUUAUUGCAAAUUUGCAAGGGAAUUUGAGUGUCUCGCAAAUUUGCAAGGAAAUAUAUUCUCUCACAAAUUUGUGAGGAAAUGAUUUCCCUUGCAAAUUUGCGAAAGAAUUGCGAGCGAUUUUAAUUUGUGACUAAGGAUUUUCGAGUAUUUGAUUUUCUUCGCAAUUCCCUUGCAAAUCGCAUUUUUCAAGGGAAUUGCGAUGCCUUUUUUCCUUGCAACGGACAUGUUUUCUUGUAAUGUAAAGCCUAAGGUUUCUAAGUGCAGAGAGUUCUAAGUUUCUAGAAAAUCUUCAUGUGCUUCUUGCCUUGGCUCUCCUUAUAUAUGCCUCCAAGGUCUGCACAUUUUUUCCCUUCUGCCCUCUUGAGUUUAUCUCUCCGCAGAAGUUUUCCAUAUCUUCUCGAUCUUAAUGUUUAUCUUCGGAAAUUUAACAUUUAUCUUCUUUUCCUUUUAUUCCUAGUUGAAACUGAAUAGACCAUCUUAUGUGGCUUUCGUCAUGUUUUAGGCUUUUUCGGGACGUUUUAUGUCUUAUGCGUUUUUAUGUUUUCAUCGGAGAAGUUGGCGAUUUGACUGAUGUCCAUUUUCUAUACUGUUGGUCUUACAAACCAAAUCAGAUCAGUUCACUAAGUCGAGUAUACGAUGAUGUCCAUUUUCUAUAUUAUCUUAAUGUUUGACUUGAACUGUUUACGAGUAAAUAUGCGUUACUUGUUUUCUUCGUAAAACUUCAACAGAAACUCUGAUUGGGACGAAACAAAAGACAUUUCGAUCAAUAUUGAAAGGAGAACAUAAUGGUGACGCCUAAUGGUGGCCAGGAGGAAGUGUGGCCGCCCUAAACUAAGGAGAGAGGAAGGGAGUGGCCGUUCCCACCCUAGAACGGGGAGAGAGGGGCCGUGCUCAUAGGCCGUUCCCGCCCUAGGGCGGGAAGAGAGGGGCCAUUCCCGCCCUAGGGCGGGGAGAGAGGUCAUGCCCGCCCUAAGGCGGGGGAGAGAGGGGCCGUUUCGAUGCCUUUCUUCUGUUCUCAUUUUCUCCGUUGAUUUCUUCGUAGAUUUCAGAAUUAUUUUUUUUCUUUUACGCAAGUGUUUCCGUACACAUUUUCCAAUAGCUGUUUUGCGGAAGAUUACAUUUCUGCGGAAACUUUCCAAAUUUUUUUCUACAGAAGAUUGUUUCAUAAAUUUGUCACUUUAUCGCAAAAACCUUCCGAAAGAAUUUUUCCGAUAUUUUCAUGUUUGGAUAGAAACGUUUUUAUUUUUUUGUCUGUAUCCUUUAUUCAAAUAGGCUCGGUUCAUGCGGCGUAGUUUUGGAAUUUCCAGUUUGUAUUUAUCUAAGACAUAUUUCUCGGAAGAUUUUAGCCGUCGAUUUUGCCAUUAAUUCAAUCUAAAUGGUUUAUGUUCAAUUCUAAAGAUGCAAAUGAUGCAACUAAAUGCUUAUUUCCACCCAAAGUUGCUCCAAUAUGAUUAGCACACAAUAGUUUGAAUGUUUCUAAAAAUAACUUGAAAAGGAAAAGAAAACGGUAUAACACCAAUAUAAUUACCACACAAUCGUAGAAAAAAGAGACAAACAAGAAAAAAAAACAAUUUUUAUGGAUCACCAUGCAAGACAUGACUGCUAGUUUACAUACUCCUAUCUAUAAAUUAACCUGCACUUCAAAUACAAAUUUCAACCAUCGAACCAAUAAAUGUAAAAUUCAAAAGAAAAAAAAAAUAAACUUGUUUGUAACGUAAGAAUAUUACAAAGAACAAUAUGUCGUCAUCACAGUUCGUUAUCUUUUGUAUUAUCUUGAUUACUUUAUUUCCUCGUCGUGAAUUUGUUGAUGGCCAAGUUCUUGGUGUGGGUAAAGAAGCUUGUAAGCAAAUCAAAUGCGGCGAAGACAAUAAACUUAAUUGUAAUUGUUGUGUCUCCAAUGAUGGGAAUCAGUACAGGUGUUACGCUAAGAUGGAAUUUUGUAAAGAAAUGUGCGGAAUAAUGUUAUAAGCUAUUCGGAGAACCUACAUCAGAGAUUAUAAAUACCUGGAUGAAUAAUUUAUUUAAUAUCUUAUAUCUACUUUCGUUUUCCAUUAGUCCAACAAAUUCAGUUUAUGCCUAUUGUAUUUAGUGUUAGAGACUUUCAUAUUCUAUGUAAUGCACAAUGGUUUAAGUAUCUUAACUUCAAAGUUUGUUAUGAGAA